Molecule: messenger RNA, 1637 nt
Organism: Labrus bergylta (ballan wrasse)
Lineage: Eukaryota; Metazoa; Chordata; Actinopteri; Labriformes; Labridae
Gene: stk33
Product: serine/threonine kinase 33
Biological process (GO): protein phosphorylation
Molecular function (GO): ATP binding; protein kinase activity
Source: RefSeq, a predicted model, not a curated record
GUGACACAGGCAGAUGUUAGUGAAUUAGGAAUGAACAUGGUGUCUCCGGGAACUAAUAGUGGUACACUGGAGAGGGCUGUGCCUGUGUUACGCCUGGAGGAUGAUGCUGACCUCAGAGAAAUAUAUACAUGUGGAAGGAAAUUGGGUCAAGGUAGCUUUGGAGUUGUUUAUGAAGCCAUCCACGUCGAGACACGGACAAAAUGGGCUAUUAAGGAAGUUUGCAAACCAGCGCCUGGAAGUUCGAAAGUGGAGAUGCUGGAGAAUGAAAUAAACAUUCUCAAGCGAGUUAAUCAUGCUCACAUAAUACAUCUCAAGGAAGUCUAUGUCACGGCUAAGAUGACAUACUUGGUUACUGAGUUGUGUGUUGGAGGUGAUCUGAAGCAGCUGUUGAAGCGGAAAAAGUUCUUUACAGAGGAUGAGACGAGGCAUAUCGUCAGCAGCUUAGCUGACGCCGUUGUCUACCUUCACAAAAGAGAUAUAGUGCACCGGGAUUUGAAACUGGGAAACAUUCUUGUGAAAAAUGCUGUCGGUGAAGAUGAAAGUGACAGGAUUAAUAUCAAGGUGACAGACUUUGGAUUAUCAGUGCAGACGGGAGGUGUAGGCAUUGAGAACAUAAUGACGGAAAGCUGUGGGACUCUUAUCUUUAUGGCCCCUGAAAUUAUGAGCGGUCGUGGUUACACACACUGGUGUGACGUUUGGAGCAUAGGAGUUGUCAUGUAUAUGUUGCUGUGUGGGGAGCCUCCAUUCAGGUCCAAGACAAAGACAGAACUAUAUAAGGAAAUUUUGAACAAAGAAGUUGAAUUUACCCAAACCAUGUGGAAAACCGUCAGUGAUGCAGCAAAAAAUCUACUGACCUGCCUUCUGAAGGUGGACCCCGCCUAUCGAAUGUCUGCUAAUCAGCUCCUAGAAAACCCCUGGAUCACAGGUGACACUAAUGUAUCUGCAUUACCGUCCAAUGUGCUGGAGAUGAUUCGUCAUCACAGAGAAAAGCAAGAGAGAACACAAUCUCAGGAGGACAUUUCCCUCUCCUCUGAGGACACACUGGACCCGUCCAUAUCUUCCAGAACAGCUUCAUCUAAAACAAACAGCAACCACAAGAGCCCGGUUAAGCUCAACCCAAAGUCCAGCAGAGAAAGCAGGCUCUGCAGCCAUUCCACAUCCACCAAGCAGACUAAAGACGGUGUUGGCAGCAUCCGACAGGACAAGCACAAAAACGGCUCUAAAACCCCUGGACCACCACAACCAACACCCACACAGUCUCAUGCUGGCGUGAAACCCUGCACACAGCAGCCUAAAACUCUGGACAAGAAGGACGUCAGUGCAGGACAGAAAUCAGCCUCUGACAAAAGGAGCUCUUCUCCCACCAUUAAAAGUAGGACUGCUCUUGUAAACCAGAGACAGAAUACAAAAGAGAAAAGCUGAAUUAGCUGUGGCAUACACUGAAUAGAACUAAUGUAAUUCUGUGAUUUAGCAUUGAUUAGAAUUAAACUACUGUGAAUGGUGCAACCUUUUCUGUGAUGAACAGAGACAAACCAUCAAGAGAAGUGUCAAUUACUUGGGGCUAAUAUGCAGGUGUUAAAAAAAGUAGUCAGAGACCAGUGGAGCAGAGAGUCAGCUGUUUCUUGUGCCAAAGAAAA